Molecule: messenger RNA, 1143 nt
Organism: Fusarium falciforme
Lineage: Eukaryota; Fungi; Ascomycota; Sordariomycetes; Hypocreales; Nectriaceae
Exons: 5
Coding region: 1-1143 (380 amino acids)
Molecular function (GO): flavin adenine dinucleotide binding; monooxygenase activity
Source: RefSeq, a predicted model, not a curated record
AUGGCAACUAGUAUGCUGAACACUAACCUCGUCCUCCCAGUAGAGCUGGCCCAACGUUUACAGGCGACGACUCCAUCUCUUCACGCGAAAUACCCUCCGGUGGCAGACUUGCAUGUUCUUCAGCGAUGCUUCUUUUCUGAGCAGGCAUACUGUAAAGACACGUUGGCUCUGACCUAUCACCUACGCACAUUCUUUACUCCCCGCGUCAUUGCGGUCAAUCUUUUAGAAACACGCAGGCUCAGGGGUAUCAAUGGCCGCUUGGAACUUGAUGCUACCGUCUUGACUCCUGCUACCCCGACUCUCUGCAGUGGACGGAUUCUUCUCCUCCCUAUCAAGAAAGCCGACAACGCUCUGGAUUGGAAGACUUGGGUCCUCAGCACCAAGCUAGAGAAUCUAGACUUGCAUCUGGAGGAUGAGUCUCUCCCUGAGCUUCCAGGCAGGAAGGUGGACAAUCUCAACCACUUUGGCGCCGAUGUCUUUAUCAUGGGAGGUGGAAACGCUGCCGUGGCGUUAGAAGCUCGUCUCAAAGCCCUCGGUGUUGAGAGCUUCAUUUGCGAGAAAAAUGCGCGAGUUGGCGAUAACUGGGCUCUCCGUUAUGACAACCUACGAUUUCACCUUCCAACAUCUGUUCUCACCAUAGGCUCAGGCAAUUCGGCAUUUGACAUUCUUUCAGAUUGCCAUGCAGCCGGGCUCAAGACCAACCUAUAUCAUCCCUUUGGAAUAUGUCUGUCACGAUGCGAGUUUCGGUGUGGUCUCUUGAAGAAGUUUGCUUCUGAAGAGCGGGAUCGUUAUGCGCCCCUGGCUACAGCAGGCUUUCCAGUCAUUGACAGUAGAGAUCCUUCUCAGUUGAUUCUCUCUAAUCUUAUUGAGAGAUCGCAUAGCCACUAUGUUGAUUUGGGCGCCACCGAACGCAUUGUGGAUAAAAAGGUCGGCAUCAAGGCUGGGGUUGAGCCCGUUGUUUUCGCCACAACUGGUCUUCACUUCUCAGACGAUAACAUCCUAGAAGCAGAUGCUAUUGUCUGGUGCACAGGAUUCGCGGACCAAGACGUACGAACCGUCACAGAAGAGGUCCUUGGGGGCCAUGUCGUGUCCACCGCCCCUGAAGACCUUGAUGAGGACAAGAAUCUGCUUGGUCCAAGGUAG